AUGCUGCCAUCCAGGAGAUACCUCAGCACCGUCGCGAAUGGGACACCGUGUAAGCGCGAUAGUUCGCUGUCAGUCUCUCGUACUGUUUCAUGGUUGCUGCGACAUAGCGCCAGAAACGAGGGGCUAGACAUACGUCCGGACGGGUUUAUACGCGUCGAGGAGCUGCUGAGACACCCUCGCCUGGGGAGAAUAGACUUCAAUCAAUUGCGGACUCUUGUAGAGAAGGACAAGAAAGGCCGAUUUAGGUUGAUGCAAACGUUGGAAGGGGACGCAACGGCGACGUGGUGGAUCCGCGCCAACCAAGGCCACUCAUUCACGGUCGAUUCUCUGGACCUUCAGCCCAUAACAUCCGCCGAUCAGGUGGAAAUGGCUGUUCAUGGCACAUCCUUCGAGGCUUGGGACUCGAUAGCUGCACAAGGCUUAUCACGCAUGAGUAGAAACCAUAUACAUCUUGCGAGUCAUCUUCCUGACUCACAGCCAUUCACUGCGAUCAGCGGCUUACGCCCCCGCUCCGACAUCCUCGUCUAUAUCAAUCUCCACCUUGCACUGUCCUCUGGGAUCAAAUUCUUCUUAUCCACUAAUGGGGUUGUCCUGACUCCUGGAAACGAAGCUGGGUUCCUCCACCCGUCGCUGUUCGAGAAAGUGGAAAGAGCGUACAUCAGAAAUGGGAAAUUGAAUACACGUCCAAUUAUGCCUAGGUCUGACGAGCUCAACUGA
Pleurotus ostreatus (oyster mushroom) is the source of this 717-nucleotide messenger RNA. RefSeq lists its product as uncharacterized. Gene Ontology annotation, biological process: tRNA splicing, via endonucleolytic cleavage and ligation. Lineage: Eukaryota; Fungi; Basidiomycota; Agaricomycetes; Agaricales; Pleurotaceae. Gene Ontology annotation, molecular function: tRNA 2'-phosphotransferase activity. The record is from RefSeq and is a predicted model, not a curated record. The coding region runs from base 1 to 717 and encodes 238 amino acids. The transcript has 5 exons.